Dufourea novaeangliae is the source of this 725-nucleotide messenger RNA. RefSeq names its product ras-related protein Rab-6.2 (gene RabX6). Gene Ontology annotation, molecular function: GTP binding; GTPase activity. The transcript is spliced from 3 exons. The record is from RefSeq and is a predicted model, not a curated record. The coding region runs from base 1 to 624 and encodes 207 amino acids. NCBI's taxonomy places the organism in Eukaryota, Metazoa, Arthropoda, Insecta, Hymenoptera, Halictidae.
AUGGCUACCGUUAAAGUAACCGAGCAGAAAGUUAUUCUGUGCGGGGAAUAUGGAGUCGGAAAGACAUCUAUAUUUAGACGUUUUUCAAACAAUACUUUUGUAGCAAGCAACGAUCGAAAAUCGACGCUGGGUCUCGACAAUAUUGACAAAGAAUACGUUGUUGAAGAUCGGCACAUACGGUUGCAAUUAUGGGAUACCGGUGGUAUGGAAAGGGUUGCAUCUGUAACAUCAAGUUACUACAAAUUUGCUGAAGCAGCUAUUUUAGUGUUUGCAUUAGACAACUCCACAUCUUUCCACCUUUUAUCUCAGCAUUUAUUGGAUAUUGUAACAUAUGCUGAAAAUGCAAAGAUAUUCCUUUGUGGCAACAAAAGUGAUCUAGAAAGUGUGGGACCACAAGUUACAGAUGCAGAAAUGGAACAAUUUUGUGAACAAUGCCACAACUUAAUAUCUGGUAUAUAUAAAACAUCAUGUAAAACUGGAGAAGGAAUACAUGAAAUGUUUGAGGACAUAGCUCAACAUUUGGUUGAAGCUAACAGAUCGCGCAUGGAACUGCAUGAAAUGGACAAGGACAGAUUUAAGAUUUCUUACAUGGAUGAAGCUGCUGAUCCAUCUUGCUUAUGUUAAGCAGUUAGCAAUAGAUGAUGCUUAUCAACAAUGUUUUUAUAACUUGAAAAAUUCAACACACAAUAAUACAGUAGGAGGAGUAAGGGUACCUUUUAUGUAUC